This is a messenger RNA of Meriones unguiculatus (Mongolian gerbil), 2983 nucleotides long. RefSeq names its product EH domain containing 2 (gene Ehd2). Gene Ontology annotation, biological process: endosomal transport; endocytosis. Gene Ontology annotation, molecular function: GTP binding; calcium ion binding; protein binding. The transcript has 6 exons. The record is from RefSeq and is a predicted model, not a curated record. Lineage: Eukaryota; Metazoa; Chordata; Mammalia; Rodentia; Muridae. The coding region runs from base 165 to 1796 and encodes 543 amino acids. Gene Ontology annotation, cellular component: cytoplasm; plasma membrane.
CCCGCGCGGCCCCACCCGGCUCACUCGGCUGCGGACGGGACAGAGCUCAGGCUGCCUGCUCUGCGCUCUCCAGAUCCCUGGUGAGUGCUCCCGAAAUCUCAGUCCUCACGCCUGCUCCCCUUUGUGUUGUCUCCCCGGCUGACCCAGUGGGCAUUGAAGACACCAUGUUCAGCUGGCUGAAGAAGGGCGGGGCUCGGGGCCAGCAACCCGAGGCCAUCCGCACUGUGACCUCGUCCCUCAAGGAGCUGUACCGCACGAAGCUUCUCCCCCUGGAGGAGCACUACCGCUUCGGGGCCUUCCACUCGCCAGCCCUGGAAGACGCUGACUUCGACGGCAAGCCCAUGGUGCUGGUGGCCGGCCAGUACAGCACCGGCAAGACCAGCUUCAUCCAGUACCUCCUGGAGCAGGAGGUGCCCGGCUCCCGAGUGGGUCCCGAGCCCACGACCGACUGCUUUGUAGCUGUCAUGCACGGCGAGACGGAGGGCACCGUGCCGGGCAACGCCCUGGUUGUGGACCCGGAGAAGCCCUUUCGCAAACUCAACCCUUUCGGAAACACCUUCCUCAACAGGUUUAUGUGCGCUCAGCUCCCCAACCAGGUCCUGGAGAGCAUCAGCAUCAUCGACACGCCAGGCAUCCUGUCAGGUGCCAAACAGAGAGUGAGCCGCGGCUACGACUUCCCGGCUGUCCUGCGCUGGUUUGCUGAGCGCGUGGACCUCAUCAUCUUGCUCUUCGACGCCCACAAGCUGGAGAUUUCCGACGAGUUCUCAGAGGCCAUCGGUGCCUUGCGCGGUCACGAGGACAAGAUCCGCGUGGUGCUCAACAAGGCGGACAUGGUGGAGACGCAGCAGCUGAUGCGUGUCUACGGGGCGCUCAUGUGGGCGCUGGGCAAGGUGGUGGGCACGCCCGAGGUCCUGCGCGUCUACAUCGGCUCCUUCUGGUCCCAGCCGCUCCUGGUGCCGGACAACCGGCGCCUCUUCGAGCUGGAGGAGCAGGACCUCUUCCGUGACAUCCAGGGCCUCCCGCGCCAUGCGGCACUGCGCAAGCUCAACGACCUGGUGAAGCGGGCGCGGCUGGUGCGGGUUCACGCUUACAUCAUCAGCUACCUGAAGAAAGAGAUGCCCUCGGUGUUCGGGAAGGAAAACAAGAAGAAGCAGCUGAUCCUCAAGCUGCCUGUCAUCUUCGCGAAGAUCCAGCUAGAGCACCACAUCUCCCCUGGGGACUUCCCCGACUGCCAGAAGAUGCAGGAGCUGCUCAUGGCACAUGACUUCACCAAGUUCCACUCGCUGAAGCCGAAGCUGCUGGAGGCGCUGGACGAGAUGCUGACCCACGACAUUGCCAAGCUUAUGCCGCUGCUCCGGCAGGAGGAGCUGGAGAGCGUGGAGGUUGUGGUGCAGGGCGGUGCCUUUGAGGGCAGCCGGAUGGGGCCCUUUGUGGAACGCGGCCCCGACGAGGCACUGGAGGAUGGCGAGGAGGGCUCGGAAGACGAUGCCGAGUGGGUGGUGACCAAGGACAAGUCCAAAUACGACGAAAUCUUCUACAACUUGGCCCCCGCCGAUGGCAAGCUGAGCGGCUCCAAGGCCAAAACCUGGAUGGUGGGCACCAAGCUACCCAACUCAGUGCUGGGGCGGAUCUGGAAGCUGAGCGACGUCGACCGAGACGGCAUGCUGGAUGACGAGGAGUUCGCCCUGGCUAGCCACCUUAUCGAGGCCAAGCUCGAGGGCCACGGGCUGCCUACCAACCUGCCCCGCCGCCUGGUGCCGCCUUCCAAGCGACGCCAGAAGGGCUCCGCCGAGUGAGACCCCAGCGGACCGCUGGCUCUCCCUCCCACAAUGCCCUGCUGCGGCUCCCCAGCAGAUCCCCGCUCUGGCCAACUCACCCUGCCUGCCUACCCUGCCCGCUGUAAAAACUUGGGGGGCGGGGCUUCUCUCCCACACCAGGCAUUCAGUGAAAGCACUUACGGAGGACCAGAGGUAGUGACAAACCUCUGUCCUUCACACCUCCACGCUCACAUACCCAUGGGCUUAUCACAGAAACACACACCGUUCAUAUAUAGACUUUUUUUCUUUUCUUUUUCUUUUUUGAAAGUCUCUUACAUAACUCGGGCUAACCUUGAACACUCCGUAUGUAGCUGAGGAUGACCUUGAACUUCUCAUCUCCCUGGCCUCACUUCCUGAGUGCUAGAGUUUCUUGCAGGCAUGAGCCACCGUGCCUGGUUUUUGCAGUGCUGGGGUGUGAACCCAGGGCCUCCUACGAGCUAGGCAAACACUCUUUAUCAACUGAGCUAUGUCCACCGCCCCAUCCAGGUAUUUAUUGAGCACUUACUGCGUGCUGGGCACUUGUGGAACUGACUCUCAGGAGUGUGGCAUCUACAUAGUCACACAGACACUGAUGCCAGCAAGACCCCUUGUUCCUUUUUAUAGUUGCCUAUAAAAAAGCAGCCACGCUAGGCUUCUCCGUUAAGUCUCCAGGUCGUAGGACCAUCGGGAGUUGGGGGGGGGGAACACCUGACCUCCUCCUUCCUCAUACGGAUCCCCUCUUUCACUUUCCUUCCCACAAAUCCUGAAUUCUGACCACACCCAUUUCACAAAGAUUCCGCAAAUGGAAAAACCCCAACUUCCCACUUCCUUCCAUCCUCUGCCCCGCGCCCCUAGUCCCCUCAGCAUGUGUGUGGGUUUGGGAACCAAAGUAUUCGGCCCUCUGCCUAUCUUCAGGUCAUAUUUAAGUAAAGUCCCUCAGAGACAGAGGCCCAGGAGUGGGGUGCCCUCCUGAAGCCGGGGUGAAUAUCUCGGGGAGAGGGAAUUCUUGGUGCCUUAGCCUUUCCUCCCUAAGAGUCGCCCACCCCCAACUCCUUGUGUCUUCACCACCUUCGUGCUCACCCUGGUGGGGGACACCGUGGAAAAGAUGGGGUGGCAAGGAAGGACAGCUGGAGGGGGCUGGGAACCCGAGAGUGUCCCCCACACGGCCAAUAAAGCCAAGGCUGCUG